Molecule: messenger RNA, 498 nt
Organism: Metarhizium brunneum ARSEF 3297
Lineage: Eukaryota; Fungi; Ascomycota; Sordariomycetes; Hypocreales; Clavicipitaceae
Product: Thioredoxin-like protein
Cellular component (GO): cytosol
Molecular function (GO): protein-disulfide reductase activity
Source: RefSeq, a predicted model, not a curated record
AUGGAGACAGUAAGCUACAUCAUCUGGGCCUUGGUCAUCAUCGUUAUACUCGGUCCGGCCCUUUUUCGAGACCGCUCGCCUAUCCCAGAAACGUCGGGCAACGUUUCUAAAAUUAGCGAGCUUCCUGAGCUGGAGUCUCUCCUAUCAUCUACCACGUACGUCGUUGUCGACUUUUACGCCGACUGGUGUCCUCCCUGCCGCGCCAUCGCUCCGCAGUUUUCCAAGCUGGCCGAUGAAUAUGCGUCCAAGGGCCAGCUCGCUUUUGCCAAAGUCAACGUGGACCAUUGUAAGGGUGCUGCCAAGCACCAUAAUGUUACCGCUAUGCCGACCUUUUUAUUUUUCAAAAAUGGACAGCAGACGUCAGUUGUAGUGCAAAGCAGCAAGCACGGCACAUCUGCAAAGAUGCCCAAGGACGGCGUGGUUGAAAAAAUUCAAGGCGCGGAUGUAAUGUUGCUGAGAAGUACGGUGCAGGCUUUGGCUGAGAAUGCACAGCGCUAA